Molecule: messenger RNA, 1741 nt
Organism: Leptomonas pyrrhocoris
Lineage: Eukaryota; Euglenozoa; Kinetoplastea; Trypanosomatida; Trypanosomatidae
Exons: 1
Coding region: 1037-1741 (234 amino acids)
Source: RefSeq, a predicted model, not a curated record
AGAGCAGAUGUCCUCGAACGCCCCCGUCACAGUUCCCACCAACGGUCCCUUGCACACAUACACUUCGCAAGAGUGGACCGCAUGGAAGAGUGCGCUGUACAGGUUCAUGGAACGAAAUGGAUCAGCUUUCGUGUCCUUUAUAGUCUACGACGACCAUAACAAUCUGCGGUGGUACGAGUCGGAAGUGCGCGUCGACAACGGAACGAUCUUCGUCUCCACACCUCAAGGCGUGGCUCCCUUUGCCGCUCUCCGUGAAGUCGUCGCCGAUUUCAGAGCACCACAGCAGACAGCUUUCCUGGAAAGCGUUCUGGAAGUGAUGCAGGAUUCCAAUGGACGCUCCGCUCGUAUUACAGCCCAGCUGGAGCAAUGGUCCUCUUUCUUGGCACGUCACUUUCGACCUUACUGCAGCAGCAGCAGCACCUCAACGCUUACUUCUCCGACCUUAGCGGUCGGGAGCGGGCAUUGGCGUACCAGGAAGGUUUGGGUCAAGCGACUGUGCAACAGUACGCAGCCACUCUCAAGAACCACGCAACACAAGAGCGUGCGCAACUCUCGGUCCAGAUGGCAGCACGCGAGGCUGACGUGCGUGCUGAGCGCGCCGAGACGCGGGCUGAGGUGCGCGAGAUGACAGCUUCGUUGGACGCAGAACAUGCACGGAGAGAAGCCGCCACGGCAGCUGCUUGGCACCAAGCUGAAGUAGGCUUCUUACAGCGGGAGCUGCAGUCCCAGAAGGAGCAUCUUGACCGGUUAAACGCAGCAGCUGCUGUGAAGGAUGCUGUGCAUCGUGGAGCUGACCGAGACUGUUGCCGGCCUUCGGGGUCACCCUUACCCGAGGCUCAGAUCCAGUCCGCCGCGUUGUCCAGUCGAAGCAGAAGGCUGCAAGACGGAGUGUGAGGAGCUCAAGAGCCAGCUGAAAAAACAAAGACGAAUUACUGGCGAAGAAGACACCAACGAGCGCAGAGGAAUCCGCGCGGGCUCAGGCGAAUGCGUUGCCCCUUCCGGAUACUUCCGACAGUGACGGCGAGGUCCCCCAGAAAUGGCAGGGAUCGCAUCGCGGCGGCGAUUCGCACGGGAGCACGGCCAACGGCUCACGCCGCCAGCACGUAUUCUACCAUCGCGUGGCGCCCGUAUGCGAAUUGUCGAGGUCCAGCCGCCGCCGCCUAUGGAAACGUUGCCGACGCCACUGCGACGUCAACCACCGCCGACCCCGACAGGGGGCUACGCCUGGGGUCACACCAACUGCGAUGAACUGGUCCCUGGGUACGUCAGGGCAACCGAAGGCAGGUUCCUUUGCGCAGCCAGCCCGGCCUCAGGUCCCCGGGCUGAACUCCUCACCCAUGCGCACCCCGCCUGGAUUUUUCUGUGGCGACGCGUCUCCAGCGAAGCCCGAUCCCGAGAUGUAACACGCGGAAAAACCGCCCACCGACGCUGUUGCUACAGGGAAGUGGAAGAGAGGGAUGAUCGGGGAUUACCCAGCGGUCACCGACGAGCUCUGGGUGCGCGCCGGCUAUGUCGGCAACUACCCCGCCUUCACACAAAGUGUGGAAGCGUCCGGUGGUCAGGCUGCGAUCACCGCGCUGAUGGGCAUGGUGGCGCACACGGCCAACUUCAACGCGCUGCGUCUUCGGAGCAUUCUGGCAUUACACGCCGAUUUCCGCGUAACCAGCGAGGAGCAGUUUUUCGAGGUUCUGGGACGGGAGCUGUACUACUUCUUCCGCGAAGUCGUGCUGCUUUCGGGUAA